GGGAGGACAACGAGGAGAAAACGAGAUUGCAAGUCAGAGGGAGUGUAGGAAAACGAUAGAGCUAGAGCGUGUCAGAAGUGUGUUGGAGUGAGUGAUAAAAAGUGCAAGAGCGCAAGACAAUAUGUGAUAGAGAGGGAGAGGGAGGGAGAGACAGAGAUGCGGCGAAAAGGGGAGUGAGGCGAAAUUGAAUUGUAGAUAGAGGGACCUUCUCUCCUCCUCCUUCCCUCCCUCUUUUAUCAAUCUCCUCUGAAACCACGCCUCCCUCCUUUCACUUGGGUGUGCAUCUAUAACAGUGGGCGGCUGUGUGGGGGAUAGACUCUCAGACUGCCAGCAGAGCGGACAGUAGGGCACAGGACAGGAGUGUGUCCAAGACUGGUCAGAGCAGGUGUAUGCCUGUGUGUGAGCUGACGGACGGAGCUCUGUGUGCGUCCUGUGUGUGUCGCCUCACCCGCUCCACCCAGGGACAUCGCUUCUGAGGAGCACAGCUGGGAGACCGUGGUCUCUGAACACUGCGAGAGAACAUUUGAGAAGCAUUGUUUGGAAAGGAAGUGAGGGAGUACGGCAGCAGAGUGGCCCCUGCUUCAGUGAGAAGGAGGGGAAGACAAGGUAGAGCCAUGGGAGGACGGGGCCUCCUUCUCCUCCUCCUCCUGGGGGUGGUCUCCCCGGCCCAGGGCUCGUCCUUCCUCUCCGGCCAGCGCCACUGGACACGUCUGCAGAGGGAUCGCCAAGCCCGCAACAAUGUCCGACCCAACAUCAUCCUCAUCCUCACUGACGACCAGGACAUCGAACUGGGCUCAAUGCAAGCCAUGAAUAAGACAAGGCGUAUCAUGGAGCAGGGAGGCACCCAUUUCUCUAACGCCUUCUCCACUACUCCCAUGUGCUGCCCAUCGCGCUCCUCUAUUCUGACAGGGAAGUACGUUCACAACCACCACACCUUCACCAAUAACGAGAACUGCUCCUCGCCAUCCUGGCAGGCCCACCAUGAGCCUCACACCUUCGCUGUGCACCUUAACAACUCAGGCUACAGGACGGCCUUCUUUGGGAAGUACCUGAAUGAGUACAACGGCUCGUAUGUGCCCCCUGGCUGGAGGGAGUGGGUAGCGCUGGUGAAGAACUCUCGCUUCUACAACUACACUCUGUGCAGGAACGGUGCGCGGGAGAAGCAUGGCAGCAACUAUCCAAAGGACUAUCUCACAGACAUCAUCACCAAUGACAGCCUCAACUACUUCCGCUCCUCUAAGAGGAUGUACCCCCACCGACCAGUGAUGAUGGUCCUGAGCCACGCUGCCCCACAUGGGCCAGAGGACUCAGCACCACAGUACAGCACUGCCUUCCCCAACGCCUCGCAGCACAUAACCCCGAGCUAUAACUAUGCUCCUAACCCAGACAAGCACUGGAUCCUGCGCUACACAGGCCCCAUGAAACCCGUCCACAUGCAGUUCACCAACAUGCUGCAGCGCCGGAGGAUGCAGACCCUGCUGUCUGUGGACGACUGUGUGGACAAGGUGUACAACAUGCUGGUGGAGACAGGUGAGUUGGACAACACCUACAUUGUUUACACAUCAGACCACGGCUACCACAUUGGCCAGUACGGCCUGGUCAAGGGCAAGUCCAUGCCCUACGAGUUUGACAUCCGGGUGCCCUUCUACAUACGAGGCCCCAAUGUGGAGGCAGGAGCCAUUAACCCUCAUGUGGUGCUGAACGUUGACCUGGCUCCCACACUGUUGGACAUGGCCGGUGCCGAUGUUCCCUCUGAUAUGGACGGCAAGUCCAUCCUCAAACUCCUGGACACAGACAAACCUGUCAACAGGUUCCAGGUGAACAAGAAGGGGAAGAUGUGGAGGGACUCCUUCCUGGUAGAGCGAGGGAAACUGCUCCACAAGAAGGCUGAUGGGAAAGAGGUGGCUCAGGAGGAGAAUUUCCUCCCCAAGUACCAGCGGGUCAAAGACCUGUGUCAGAGGGCAGAGUACCAGAGCUCCUGUGAACAGCCAGGGCAGAAGUGGCAGUGUCUGGAGGACCCGUCUGGUAAGUUGAGGCUGUAUAAGUGUAAGGGCAUGGCCAGUCUCUAUGCCCCACGUAUGCAGGCUCUGAUGGCCAGCAGCGGGUCCCAGCAGUGGGUUGGACACGUCUCCAAUGCUGGAGACAGCUGUGACUGUGGCCCCCUAGGCCUCAAAAUUACACCCCUGAAGAGGAAGAGACUGCUUACCAAGAAAAAGGUAAAGUCCACUAAGAGUCUGACUAGGAACCGUUGGGCCCGGUCCAUUCCGUUUGAGCUGGAUGGAGACCUUUAUGCUGUGGACCUGGAAGAGGGCUACAGGCCCGUGGGCCUCCGGAAUACCAGCAGGUCUGGGGAGAGGAGGAGAGGAGCGGUCCUGCAGGAGGACGACGAUGAGGAGUUCAGUGGAAUGGGAGUUACAGCCAGACCUACAACCAGCAACAGCCUUAUACCACCUGCCGCUCUUAAAGUCACCUACAGGUGCUCCAUCCUGAUGAAUGACACAGUCAGGUGUGAUGGAGGACUCUACAAAUCCCUCCAGGCCUGGAAAGACCAUAAGCUCCACAUCGAGCACGAGAUUGAAACCCUACAGACGAAAAUAAAGAACUUGCGUGAGGUCAAAGGUCACCUGAAGAAGGUUCGGCCUGAAGAGUGCCAGUGUAACACCCCCAAUUACCUGUCCAAGAACAAAGGGAUGUUCAGACUCGAUGCAGGCCGCAUUCACUCACUAAACAAAAUGCCCUCUAAGCAGAAGAAGCAGUGGCUGAUGAAGGAGCAGAAACGUAGGAAGAAACUCCGUAAACUGCUCAAGAGGCUCCGCAACAACGACACCUGCAGCAUGCCUGGUCUCACCUGUUUCACCCAUGACAACCAGCACUGGCAGACUGCCCCCUUCUGGACAAUGGGUCCAUUCUGUGCUUGUACCAGCGCCAACAACAACACUUACUGGUGCCUCAGGACCAUCAACGACACACACAACUUCAUAUUCUGCGAGUUCGCCACAGGUUUCAUAGAGUAUUUCGAUCUGAACACUGACCCAUACCAGUUGAUAAAUGGGGUUAGCACCCUGGACCGCACUGCCCUCAACCAGAUGCACCAGCAACUUAUGGAACUGAGGAGCUGCAAAGGCCACAAGCAAUGCAAUCCAGAGACAGGUGGUAAAGACAGAAACUCUUUAAGUGAAUACAGGCCGGUUCAUCGUCGAAAGAGGCCAAAAGUGAAGAAGCCCUCUUCCAAAUCCCUAGGGCAGAUUUGGGAAGGAUGGGUUGGUUAACAACCUGUGUCCCACAACCCACCACAUUGCAGUCUGCCAAUAAAGGAGGACCAGAACUACUGGUGAACCUGAGGACUUUGUACAGACUUCAUGGGAAUGUAAUCUGAUCUACCAUUAUUGUGGGAGUUUAUGGAUGACGAUGCUGAUCCUACAUUAGCUGCCACUGAUGCUCAGAUCAUCACCCAGCAAAGAAAAUACUGAAACAUCCAAGAAAAUGAAAACUAUAACCUCUCCUGUCUUCUCUCUUUCUCUCUCUCUCUCUCUCUCUCUCACACACACACACACACACACACACACACACACACACACACACACACACACACACACACACACACACACACACACACACACACACACACACACACACACACACACACACACACACACACACACACACACACACACACACACACACACACACACACACACACACACACACUCAUUCACUCGCACAGGAAUGUCCUCACCUCUCAUCUCCCAUCACACCAGUUUUCAGGACCGCCAAACUGAGUUGGAGACUGAUCAGUUGAGUGGGGAUACACUUCGAACCUAUACUUUGACUUCCAACAGUCGCCCUGUGUGAACAGUGAAUGUGAGGUGUGUUUAAUAUUAGUCUCUCAUAACCGCCUUAACAUUGGGUACCAAGAUUAGUUUAAUGUCAAUUCUGCUGCCACAACCUGAAAUGUAUCAUCCCUUAUGGCAUUGUGCCACAUCUGGGUUAAAUCGUCACCCCGUGGGAGUAUGAUGUCAGGCGAUAACAUCAAGUCAAGCUUUCGCCUCACUGCACAGCAUGAAAGGUACUGUCCAGAACAUGCUAGCACGCCUGAGGGGUAUGCUACAAAGGAGUAUAAAGGAGUUAGCCUGCUAACUUGCCUGAAUAUUCUGAAAUAACUUAUUACUUCUUAGAAAGAUAAGCUUGACAUAUGUAUGGUCUAAUUAACUUACCCAUAAACACAUAUCUAUGUUUAGCUUUCUUAAUGAACCAGAAAAUCAACUGUAAAAUUACAUCCACCAAUGAAAUGUACGCAUUCUGCUGGUGUGAAGAUAAUUGUUUGGUAGUCUCGUCUGUACCAUUGCCUAGGGGUGGUGGGGUAGUGGUUAGAGAAGUCCUGGUUUGAAAUGAACAACUUUAUCAAAGUUGAACCUGCUUUGUAGUAUACCACUCUGGAAACUUCUCACUUCUUUUUGUUUGUGUUAUGGCUACAGAAUGGUUCCCCAGGACAUUUACUCCAUUAUUUUGCAAUAUACAUUAUAUUAACGUUGAUGUCAUGCGAGGAUUCUUUACAACCCCCCCAAGGAUGAGCUGGUCAGGAUAUGAAAGACACAUCACAUCACCACCUUGCUUAUUCCCCCUAGUUUACUUUAAACCAGGAUGGGACUUCGCUAACCACUACCCCACCCUCAUAGACAAUGGUACAGACGAGACUACCAAACAAGCAUCUUCACACCAGCGGAAUGUGUACAUUUCAUAAGUGGAUGUCAUUUUACUCCUUUAUAUUGCUAAUGCCACCUGCUAGAUCCAAUCAUGUUAGUUUGUUCAGCUUGCUAUACAUGGUGCUAUGAUAACAUUGCGAAAAAAAUAAAGACUUGCUGUACAGUAUGUAUUUGAAUGUAUGUUGUGCAAUUAAUAUCAAUGUUUACAAUAUUUUUUAUAAUUCAGAAAAAUAGGCAGACCUCUCUUUCGUGUUUGAUAUGAGUUGACAAAUAUGACCUUUUAGAAAGAACGUAGCUUGAUGAAUUUUCCUAGCUCUGUAUUUGUCCAUUUGUCCUGUCUGGACAUCUCUCUGAAUUUCUCCUCUGCUCUCUCAAACCCCACUGUAGUUUGAAAAUACUUAUUUAAGAUGAGAAAGCUUUUAGAAAAUAUUCACUGUGAAAAGAAGUCCCUGUAAAAUGACUCUGUUGUACACAAGAGUAAACAAGUUACACAACAAUGUAAUGCAUCUUGACAUGCAUAUUAAUUUAUUGCCCUCAUUUUUAGCGUUCUUUGUUUCUUAGCAGUGAGACUCCCAUUGUGAAUAAAGUGUUGAUUGCCCUCA
Messenger RNA from Oncorhynchus gorbuscha (pink salmon), 5305 nucleotides. RefSeq names its product extracellular sulfatase Sulf-2-like. Gene Ontology annotation, cellular component: plasma membrane; endoplasmic reticulum; Golgi apparatus. The record is from RefSeq and is a predicted model, not a curated record. NCBI's taxonomy places the organism in Eukaryota, Metazoa, Chordata, Actinopteri, Salmoniformes, Salmonidae. The transcript has 21 exons. Gene Ontology annotation, molecular function: calcium ion binding; N-acetylglucosamine-6-sulfatase activity; glycosaminoglycan binding. The coding region runs from base 615 to 3269 and encodes 884 amino acids.